AGGCCCAGAGGGCUGGCUGAUUGCCUCCUUCACUGGUACCUAAGGCUGCUUGUGAGAAUCUAGUCCGUGGUACCUCCAAGUGCCCAGCAUUAGAUUAAAUGUUUAAAUGCACAAGAUGUUGAUCUGGGACCCAUGCUGGAUGUACUCCCCAUUCAGCCUCCAGUAGAAUGGCAGCCCUUUUGUGCUGGGUGAGGCUGCUUCCCUUGCUUGUCCUGCUCACCUUUUCCCCUGGGCACAACUUUGUCUUCAUCACAGAUGAAGAGGCUGCUUUAUUGGCUGAAGCAGCUCAGAACAUCUCCUGCUUUUCCCGAACCUUUGAGGAUCUCAUCUGUUUCUGGGAUGAACCAGCAGAUGCGAAACAGUCAUAUCGUUUCUUCUAUACAUAUAAAGGAGGAGAGAAAAGAGAAUGUACACUGACCUCAGUUGGACAUGUUGAUGGAGGCUUACGCCAUGCCUGCAACUUUUCCAAUGACCAUCAUAGCAUCAAGCUCUUCAGUGAACUCAGCAUUGAAGUAUUAGAAGUCAUUAGCAAUCACACCACUCGCACCCAGAAGCUCUUAGUAGAGACUGUUGGUCUCAUUGCUCCACCAACUAAUGUAACAGCUGAGUGGCUUGGGGUGGCACAACAGUUGCAUGUGAUGUGGAUUCCCCCGCCCAUUGCCUAUGCAAAUUUCUUAGCCUAUGAGGUUCUUUACCACAUCGAAAGCUCCAGAGACCUUCCAUCAAUGGUUGAAGUAAAAGAAAGUCACACCUGUUAUAUCAGGGAUCUGCUCCCUGGACAGAAGUACCAUAUCCGAGUUCGCACCAAGCCUGAUGGCACCUCUCUUGAUGGUUUCUGGGGACCCUGGUCUCCAGAAGUGUUAGCAGAGAUACCUCAUCUCCCUGGGUCAACCAUCUUCUUGAAUGUGGAAAUUGUUCUGUUGCUAUGUACAGGACUCAUGUUGGGCCUGGGCUGCAUCGGGCUACCCAUUUACAGCACCGUGAAGGAAAAGAUUUGGCCACCCAUACCAGACCUUCAUAAUGUAUUGGAUGGAGUCCUUGAUGACAAUGGUAAACAGCAGCAGGUGAAUCCUUUCUUCUGCAACAAAACUUUGGAAGAUACACCUUUGACUUGUCUGCUGGAAGUACUAUCUGAGAGGCCUGUGGAAACACAAAGCUAUGGCCCUCUUUUUGAGAGUAUUUCAGAGAGGGCAAUAUACUAUGCCAGCCUGAAUGGACCUGAGCCAGUGGCAUUUGGGGAGAGGGCUCCAAGCAACUAAAGACUGCUUUCAUCAUACUGAACUGCUGAUGUUUACAAGUUCCACCAGCUUCUCUACUCUGCACCUUACUUAUUGCAUAGCUCUUGAUUCAGAUGCAUACUAGAAAACUGGAGAGGGCACUACAGAUUAUAGAGCACACUUUGUAUUCUGACUCUUCUGAAGCUCCAAGCUGUUUUAGUACUAGGAGUCUUCCUCACAUGCCCCAUUCUCACAGCAGUUCCAACAGCAAGUAAAAAUAAAAUGGGAUCAUAUUGCUUUCAAGGCAGUCAUUGGAGAUUAUUUGACGAGGGAUGUCCCAUCCCUGUCCUGUUAUGUUCCUGUCGGGAUCACGCAAAAGGCUUUCAGAAGGGAUUCACACUUAUCCUGUCCAGGAAGCGUGAAUAACAGCGAUAGUGUGAAAUGCUUUCAGAUGAAGUCGUGCAGAUCCCAUCAUUAUCUCACCAUUAACCUGUCAUUAAAGCAACAUUGGCUUUCUUCCUGACUCUCCUUUAAGCUUGACUGCUUUAUGCCCUAUCCAGCAUGCCUUUAGGUUUUAUGGGGUGGGCUUCCCACUUUUUUGCACAGUUCUAGAGCUCUGCUACUGUGCUUGAAGUAAAAAAAAAGAAGAAGAAAGAAACAGAAAAAAUAAAGAUAGUCAGGUACAGGGAGAGGUAGGGGAGUCGGGGGAGGAGGGAACACUGACACCACAUUUUUUACAACCACGCAACUGCUCCCGGAGUAAUGUUGUAUGCCUAGGGACUUGCAUACUUGCCAAAUGAAAAGAAAGGGAGGAAAGGAGGAAAAAAGGUAAGAAACAGAAAGCAUAUAACUAAAAUGCACUUCUGCAAUGCAGUUUGUGUUACCUACUUUUUUCUCCUUUACCUUUUCUCAGUGUUUUAUAUUUUAAAUUCCUCACAAAAUCUUCUUGUAAACACUGUCUGCUACUUACAGAAGAGCCCAGUGAGAGUAAGGUAUUACCUAGGGAUUUCUAUGGAGACCCAUUUCUCAGAUACCUCCUAAAAUAAGAGGAGUUCUAGGACUUGUCAUGUGUUCCUAUCACUUCCAGACACCCUAGUGUAUGUUCAUCAGGACUGAAACAAGCAGGCAAAGGAGAAUUACCAACUACCCCUUUUGUCCUAUUCAUUCUGAACCAGGGGAAAGCCAGACCUUAUGCAACAUGUUUGAGGUUUGUGGACAAUAGGUAAAACUCUGUACACUUUGUUCCCCAAAGUCCCAAGCCACAUUCAUAUUGUCUUAAGUAGCAAUAAACAAGCUGCCAGGUGCUGGAUUUAGAAUUUCAGGCCCCAGAGUCUAGCAUCUUGGUGCCCAAAGGGGUUCUGUCCAAGCACAGGUGAAAUUUUUCUCACUAAUGAACAAGGCCUUUGAACAUUAUGGAGCCACUAGUGAACAAGAAAUAAUGCAGGUGUAAAGACAUUCUGUCUCAUAUCUGCAUCUUGUGAGAUUCCAUUUUGCACCAGUGUGUGUGUUAGCAUAAAGCUGGAAGUACCUGUGUUAUCCCUGUUUGUGAGUGGUCCGAGAAUGUUCAAAGGCUUUGCUUCUCACCCCUUUCACCUCAGUGAGUUUGGUUACUGGGAAAGGCAAGAUGACACACAGGUUCCUUGUAGGAUGUAAUAAUUUUUUAUUUAGGUUCUUAACUUCAGAAAAUCAACAAAGUAAUUAAUGAUCAGUUUGAAGCUGGAAAUGUCAGGUAAGGUUGCAAGCUUUCUCAAAGCCCAUACAAUUGUAAAAUAAUCUUUUCUCACAACAGACCUUUUUCUUAUGAUAAACCUUUUUGUUCAAGUAAGCAUAGGGUGCAACUCUUGAUCAGGGACGAUUUACAAUAAAACUGCCUUAAAAGCCACUUCUGAAGCCUCUGUUUCCGAAACAAAGGGUUGAUCAAAAUCUGGAGCUUGCGAGACUUGAAUAAUCUGGCUUUUAAAGCAUAAAAAGUGUGCUGCUAACAUUCUUUGACUUACUGAAUCUUAACUUGCUGGUGUUUUGUUUGUUUUUACAUGCCAGUCAAAGGUGCAGCAAGGCUUCUGAAAAGAGGCAAGGUGCUAAUAACUGCCAAGCCCCUCAAAAGACUGUAGUCAUUUGUUGUUGCCAAAGGCUAAUUUCAUAUGGAUUCAAUUUUGAAAUGUAAAGUUUUAAUGCUACAUCCACUCACCUUUUGAAGAUAGGUAUCUUCUCCCUUAUCAAGCUGGCAUUUUGGGGUCUUGAUGUCAAAUCCUACUCUGGAUACAGUAUUCUGAAAUAGAAUGAUACUGUAAAAGCAUUCAAAUACAAAAAGCAAAGUGUACUAUUCCAUAUAACAGUAGCCAUUUAUUGCAAGGGGGGAUUGGGAAGUCCCACCAACUCUCAGCUUCUCUUAAAAGUUGGGGAAUUUGUUUAGCUCAAGGAAGCUUGUGAGAGACUGAGUAACUUGAGGAUUGUUUCCACCUGUGUAUACCAGUAUUAACUGAGGAGGACCAAGUUUGGGGUGAAUAAAAGAAGAUUUUAUUUACAAAUAUGAAAGAGUGCAACCAAACAUAUGAUAGUAAUUCAGACAGACAUAGCAUUCAGAGCUAACAUAAAUGGAAGUAUGGAAAUUGCAUAGCAGAGGCUUAGAGGUCCUGAAGAAAUGGCCACAGAAAGUGGGAUGUGGCUCAGACUAGGGUCUGAGGGUGACACAAUGAGUAGGAGGGUCUCCAGGCACACAGUACUUGGUAUGUUCUACUGUGUUCUCAGGGAGGUUAGGUUUGGGGACUAAUAUUUAUAUCAGAUCCUACCCUCAAGAGGUGCGCUAUCUUGUAAUGUAACAAAGACCUGAUGGUUUUCUCAUGUAAUCAACAAUGGGAUUCCAGAAUAGUUGAUGGUUUUAACUUAAGAGUUACAAAAAUAGCAAUUAGAUUUAAGACAACCCAGGACAGAUGGAUAGGGAAGUUGGCUGGAAACAUAGUAGGGGGUCAGGAGGAAGUGUUGACUUACUUGUCUUGAUGCAAUGAGACCUCCUUUGUCUCUUGGUGCAAGAGGAUAUGCAGAGAGCUUGGGGGAGGAAGGAGUGAUCACCCAUUUUAGUGUUACCAGGGUAAUUCCACAUAUCUUUGAGUCUCUGUGUUCCUCCUAUGGGAAAUUCACCUGUUCCAAAGGUCAUCAUAACCUCCUAAGAACAUGCCUAGACCCAGGUAUGAAAAUAUGAAUAUAUUGAGGUGUAUGCAAGGUGUGGAGGCAAAUUGGAAGGUGUUAGUGAUACCUUUCAAGUCAAAGGACAAAUCACUAAACUGGAGCAAACUCAGAUGGGUAACCAUUUCAAAUAUUAGGCCUGCACUUUCAUUCAGGGUCACCUGCCAAGCACCCUUCAUUAUACUUACAACUGGUAAUAAAGCUGCUCCAUCCCAGAUGCUCAGUCAAAUCAGAAGCAUCACUGGGAAGAUGCAGACCAUACCAGGUGACACCACUGCUCCCCAAGCAUUUACCUUAUAGGAGAAAUGGGCUGCUGCAUUUGCCUGCAUCCCUUUAGAAUGCUGGAGCUGAACAGAAGAGAUGGAGUGAGUGGAGCAAUUAAAAUACCUUUAAAAUAUUACAUCUUACCAAAUUUUUACUUUAACCAUAUGAAUCUAUGUACAUGAAAAUACAUUUAGGCUGUGCAUAUGAUACUGUAAUUUAA
Messenger RNA from Sceloporus undulatus (fence lizard), 4884 nucleotides. It is a transcript of the gene MPL, whose product is annotated as MPL proto-oncogene, thrombopoietin receptor. The coding region runs from base 168 to 1259 and encodes 363 amino acids. The record is from RefSeq and is a predicted model, not a curated record. The transcript has 9 exons. Gene Ontology annotation, biological process: hemopoiesis; positive regulation of cell population proliferation; cytokine-mediated signaling pathway. Gene Ontology annotation, molecular function: protein binding; cytokine receptor activity. NCBI's taxonomy places the organism in Eukaryota, Metazoa, Chordata, Lepidosauria, Squamata, Phrynosomatidae. Gene Ontology annotation, cellular component: external side of plasma membrane.